Messenger RNA from Leopardus geoffroyi (Geoffroy's cat), 1752 nucleotides. RefSeq names its product TNF superfamily member 13b (gene TNFSF13B). The record is from RefSeq and is a predicted model, not a curated record. Lineage: Eukaryota; Metazoa; Chordata; Mammalia; Carnivora; Felidae. Bases 194 to 1267 code for a protein of 357 amino acids. Gene Ontology annotation, molecular function: tumor necrosis factor receptor binding; receptor ligand activity. Gene Ontology annotation, biological process: immune response. Gene Ontology annotation, cellular component: membrane. The transcript is spliced from 6 exons.
AGCUCCUGUAGUACCCCGCAGGGCUCCACACGUCCAGGGUGGGCCGGUCCAAACCCUGAGUCCCGCCUGGCGGGGAGAUGCCAGGGGCCCGUGUGUGUGUGUGUGUGUGUGUGUGUGUGUGUGUGUGUGUGGAGAUGCCAUUAGAAUUCUUACAGAUACUGAAAGUGAAAUGAGGAAAUGAUUGGGCAAUCGGAUGGAAGGGCCGGUGCCAGGAAGACCUAUCACCCACUGGGGGCCGGGAUGCAGCUGGGCAGACGCGGGGAGACCCCGGGGAGCUCUCCCGGGGGCCACGGCACAGCCAGGCCAUGUAGUCGGUGUGGGACCUCAGCAAGCACCGCUCACAGGAAAUGAUCCCUUCCCUGCGGCCACUUUCUCGAAAGGCCCGGACCUUCCAAGUCCCCCGAGUGCCAUGGAGGGCUGCGCGGAAGGCGAGCGGUCACGCCUUCGUCCUCGCCCGGAGAGGGGAGAAGAAAUGAAAGUGAAGGAGCCUCCCGGCUCGCGCCCCAAAGACGCAGCGCUGCUGGCCGUGACCCUGCUGCUGGCGCUCACGUCCUGCUGCCUGUCGGUGGUGUCCCUGUGCAGGGUGGCCGUCCUGCAAGCCGAGCUGGGGAGCCUGCGGACGGAGCUGCGGGGGCCCCGGGAGCCCCGCGAGCUUCGGGCUGAGCCGGGCCCUCCCAGGGCGGGGGCCGCAACCCCCGGGGCGUCCGGCGCGCGCCUGGCCCCCGCGGUCCCCAGCGCGCUGAAAGGGAUCUUUGCACCAGCCCCGGCGGGAGAGAGCAACUCCAGCCAGAGCGGCAGAAGGAAGCGCGCCGCUCUGGGUCCCGAAGACACAGUCAUUCAAGACUGCUUGCAACUGAUCGCAGACAGCGACACACCUACUAUACGAAAAGGAGCCUACACGUUCGUUCCGUGGCUGCUCAGCUUUAAAAGAGGAAGGGCCCUGGAAGAAAAGGAAAAUAAAAUCCUGGUGAAAGAAACCGGUUACUUCUUUAUAUACGGGCAGGUUUUAUACACGGAUAACACCUUUGCUAUGGGACACCUAAUACAGAGGAAAAAAGUCCACGUCUUUGGGGACGAACUGAGUCUGGUGAAUUUGUUCCGAUGUAUUCAAAAUAUGCCUGAAACACUACCCAAUAAUUCCUGUUAUUCCGCUGGCAUCGCAAAGCUGGAAGAAGGAGAUGAACUCCAACUGGCAAUACCGCGGGAAGACGCUAAAAUAUCGCAAGAUGGAGAUGGCACGUUUUUUGGAGCAUUGAAACUUCUGUGACCUACUUCUACCUUGUUCGCGGCGAAUUCCUUCCUUUCUCUGUGCCUCUAAGGAGAGAACACUUCACUGGAAAUGCCAGAGGAAGAAAACCAGGAGUUACCGAACUCUUUUCUGUGAGCUAUUUGUUUUGAUUUGCUGAACCUAGAGCAAAACAGGAAAUUGAACAGACAGCCGCAGCCCAGGGGUGUCAUGUGAAUUACAAGAAAUAGAACCCGUUUGAGGAAAGAUAGAAGUAGCCCUCUCCCUAUAAAAGCCACGUUGAGCAACUUAGGCAUCGCGGCUUGGCUGGUAGCAAACACAGGUUUCCAAGGGGUGAUAAUCCUAUUUCUUCCUAAAUGGCAUUCCGUUGUGUGCCAGGGAACACAUGCCCAUGUCCACACCUUAAUUGAGACAUUUUGGGAAAUCUCAGGAUUCAUCCCUUCUAUGUUAAAUAUGCCCCCCCCCACCUCUUCCAGUUAACGUUGUAGGAAGUAAAAAAAAAAAAA